CCCCUCCUCCCUUCCCCCUCCCCCUUCCCCUCAGGUCUCCCUUGGUUUCUGUCUCCUCCUCUACUUCCAUCUCCUCCUUCUCCCUCUCCAUUUCCUCCUCCUCCCCCUCUCCCUCCUUUCGGUGGCGCAUUCCAGUACAGACACCACCGCUGUUCCGCUGCUGUCGACACCGUGUUCUGCUGUGCCUGCUGCCCACGUCGGCGCUGGCAGCUGGUUCCUCUCCCUCUCGUCCAUCCGCUGUCCAUCUCUCGCCAUCGGAUGCUGCGCUGAUUUCGUUACGGCUUCAUCGUCCAGGCUAAUCAUGCAACACCCCAGCGUCCCCUCCGCAUCUACCUGAGAGAGAGAGCCCCGUACAGCAUCAUCCUCGUCGUCGUCACCAGCAUCCUCGUCUCCAGACUCAUCUCCAGCGCGUGGGGGAUGCCCCUCGCCUAGCCUCAUCGCCGCGGACAACGCACCGGACACGGAAGAUACGCAUGCAGUGUGUCCGUAGCCAGAUGACAGGCACGUACGGACAACGGACCUGAGGAUUGUGGAGUUCUUUAUUUUUUUUAUUUUUGUUCAUUUUUUCGGGAGUUCGAGGAAAGUGAGUGCGUACGCGCGCGCGAGCAUGGAGAAGCCUAUGAAAGUGUUGAUAGCGGUCGCGGUGGUGACGCAAGGCUGCUCUGCGCUCUGGCUCGGGGAAUGCAACAAGCCCCUGGGCGUGUCCACGGGCGGGCUGGACGACUCGGCGCUGUCUGCCUCGUCCUCCCACGACCACAUCGUCGGCCCCCAUCGCGCAAG
Messenger RNA from Penaeus monodon (black tiger shrimp), 780 nucleotides. Its product is annotated as discoidin domain-containing receptor tyrosine kinase B-like. NCBI's taxonomy places the organism in Eukaryota, Metazoa, Arthropoda, Malacostraca, Decapoda, Penaeidae. The record is from RefSeq and is a predicted model, not a curated record.